AAUGUCAGUCAUGGCUGCUGGAGAGAAAAUCAGAUGGCAUUCUACUUUUCCAAGAAGAAAUGGAGUUUCUGAUCCGUAUUUACACAUCGGAUACCAAUCACUAACUCUAUGCAGCAGAAAUGGUCGCCAGUAAGGGGCCAGGGGUCCUACUCAUUCUUUCCUGGAUCUGCGUUUGUGCCAAUGCAGAAAGUUGGCCUUCAUCCUUCUAUGGAGAGAGUUACAUCCGGGUGCCAUUCCAGGAGGCAUCCAAAUCCUCUGAGAUUAAACUCUACUUCAAGACUCACCGCCCACAUGGCUUGCUCCUUCUUGCAGCAGGGACCACAGACUACUUUGCCGUGGAGCUCAGGUCCGGCAUUGUCAAAGUCAGGGUCAAUCUGGGCUCGGGGGAGGCCACGGUGCAGUCCACCCCGGGCCUACGCUUGGACGAUCUCCAGUGGCACUUUGUGCACAUAAACCGUACUCAAAGCAAAGUGACGCUAAAUGUGGACAAUGUUGUUUUGAACACGGUUGAGACCCCAGGAUCAUACCAUGAGCUGAACAUUGAACAUGGGAUAUUUCUGGGGGGCAUUGGGACUUUCACUGAUGUGUACAUCGGAAAUUUCCCCAACUUCCGCGGGUGCCAAAGAGAUGUGUAUUUCAAUGGCUAUGACAUUCUGAGGCAGGCAAGACUUCUUAACAGCCCUCUGUACACGUUUGAGAUAUUCUGGGAUUGUGAUGAUGAGUUUGAUGCUGGUUCAUACAAGCCUAUCAGUUUUAACACAGAGACAUCAUUUGUGGCGUUCCCUCACCUGCAUAUACGAACAGAAGGAACAUUUUCAUGUGACCUGGUGACAAAAGCCGACAAUGCUAUUGUCCUGUUUAAUUCAGGCAGAAGGUCGUCAGCUCAAGACUUCAUUGCAAUAGAAAUACUGAAAGGGAAACUACAAUUAUCCAUCAACAGUGGGAGUGGCAUAAUAUCUGUACCAUCAGACAUUGUUGUGAAUGAUGGUCUGUGGCAUCAGGUUGAUAUGACCCUGACAACAACGACAAUGGAGUUGUCUGUCGAUGAGGUGAGACAAGAAACAACAUUCAACCUUGGUGAUAACCAGUACCUGAAUCUAGCCGGACAUAUGUUUGUAGGUGGUCUUGGACUCAAGGCAAGAACACAUGCCAUAAAGAUAGGCCUGGAGUCAUUGCAGGGUGACCGAGGAAUGAAAGGGUCAAUGACUGGAUGCAUAAAGAACAUUGUUGUGAACAAAAGAACUUAUGGGUUCAGGGAUGUUCAGAUUUCUCGACUUGUUGAUCCUCAGUGUUCAGGACGUUUUCCCUGUGCACCUGAGCCAUGUAUUGAAGGUGCUAAUUGUGUGGAAGUUAACAAGGAAGACUUCCAGUGUGUCUGUGAUAAGACUGUGUGUACCAAAGAGACACCAGAUAAAAUCCCUGGAGUUGUCUCCAGCAAUGAUCCCCGUGAAGUGCUAGCCAUUGAGGAGUUGAAGGUUCAGGAAGGAGCAGAGGCCCCAAUUACCACCAACAUUAUUGAUGUGAUAUUUGAUUAUCAGGCCUACAGGCUGAGGGAGUCUGCCAUAAUGUUCCAUGUGAAAGUAGCCCCUCAAUAUGGACGUAUUGAUGUCAACUUGCGAAGGAGAAGGAAUGGUGGAAAGUUCACACUCCUUGAUCUGAUUGGGGAAAAAAUCUCCUAUAUUCAUGAUGGAACUGAUACCAGAAGUGAUGAUGUGACUCUUGAAAUGACCAUAUCCUCAGAUAGCCAAAAUGUACCUGAGAAAUACAAAGGAACAUUUGCUUUUGUUGUGCCAAUUAAGAUAAUACCAAGGAAUGACCCGCCAAAGAUUAUCGUUCCCUCGGGAAAUGUUAUUCAGGUCAUUGAACGUUCAAAAUUCCAGAUGACAAAAUUGGUCCUUGACGUUAUAGACCCAGAUUCUGAUCCUUCUAAUCUGGAAUACUCUGUAACCUAUUUGAGGCAGGGAGGUGGAUAUUUUGAAAAGUCCAAUGCAACUGGACAAAGACUGAAGACGUUUACUCAAGCUGACAUCAAUACAGGAUUGAUCUGGUUUGUACAUGAGGGUCAGGCUACUUCUUUCCUGCGUCUGAAAGCAAGUGAUGAGUCAUCAAACAGUGAUGCUGUUGAUCUUCGAUUUACAGCUGUAGAUAUGAAGCUUGAAAUUACAGCCAAUUCUGGCAUAUUUGUAUUUCAUGGGAUGUCCAAGCUUAUCCUUCCUGAAAACCUGACCACUGUUACCAAUGUCCCUUCUCAGCAAAUUGAAAUCAGGUACCGCAUAUCUCAACAGCCGAAGUAUGGAGAAAUUCAAAGACGACAACAUGGUGAUGAGGAGUGGACACCAGUAGAAACCUUCAGCCAGAGACACAUUGACAAGAAAAGACUGCGAUAUUCUCAGACAAAGUUUGGCCAAUUUCCAACUUCAGACAGUUGCAUGUUUACAGUCACAGCAAAGGAUGUCUCUCUGAGUGACACAGUGUUCCAGAUUGUUUUCCAGACUGUGACUCUGAGGCUGCAGAACAUUGCAAAGUUGGUUGUUCUACACUCACCUUACACCAUCCUGAAGAGUGAACACUUCCUGGCUGUUGCUAAUACUGAAAUUCCAGCUGACAGAAUCUUCAUAUCUAUCAUGAGACCCCCAAGUCAAGGUGGACUGUAUAUUUUCAGAAACCCUGUCCGAGAUGUGACUGAAUUUGAUCAGAGAAGAUCUCUAAAACGCAACUCUAACUUCACCCAACAGCAGAUAAAUGACGAAAAGAUCUAUUUCAAAGUUUACAAACCAUCCUUCAAGAAAUUUGAAGAUUUCCUAGAUUUGAAGAUAUCAUUUGCUGGUGCAGAAUCUAUUAUGACCCGCUUCUUGGUGGAGUACAUACCAAUGAAAAGUUCAGUCAGAUUUACCAACAAUGGUUUGAAGAAUGUCAUCGAAGGUGGUAAAAAAGUAAUUGAAAAAGAUGAUCUGUUUCUUGAAAUGGACAAUUAUAGAGACUUUCAAUUCUCAAUCAUGACACCAACAAAACACGGAACUCUUAAAUUGGUAGACCCAAGAUCCCAUGCUGUGGUUGCCGAUGAUAUCUCCAGGUUUACAACAAAAGAUAUCCAGCUGGGGAAACUGACCUACCAGCACGAUGAUUCUGAACACAGUGAGGAUUCCUUUAUGUUCUCAGCUGCCCCUAUAAUUAACACAGCAGACAAAGCCAUGGAAAUUCAGGAAUUUUCUGGGACGUUCACAAUACAUAUUCGCAUGAGGAAUGACAACCCUCCUGCUAUUCUAAUUAACAAAGUGUUCCAUAUAGUAAAGAAUAAGGAACGCUUGCUUACAAUAGAUGACCUUGAAGCAAUUGAUCCAGACAUUGAAUAUAAUUCUGACAAUUUGAAGUUCACCAGAAAAGGGAUGAGAAAUGGAGAAAUCCUUGAUUCCAAAACUAAAGAACCAGUGUUUGAGUUCUCCCAAGAAGACCUGAAAGAGAAGAAAUUAGUGGUGAAGCAUCGAGGAGCUGAGAGUGAUCAGGCAGCAAUAUUCGUUACGGAUGGACAAUUUGUGAAACCCUUCCUGUUCCAGAUCCGUGCUUCGGAUCCGUACAUCAAAAUCAUCAACAACACUGGCAUCAAGGUCCAGAAAGGCAGUUAUGCUUCACUGACUACAACAAAUCUUAGUGUGGAGACAAAUGUUGAUGUCACACCUGAAGAAAUCAACUUCGUUUUAACAGAAGAACCAUCAAGUGGUCACUUGAGGAAGGGGAAAAUGGUCUCUGAGUUCACCUUUGCAGACAUCAUUGCUGGAAAUGUCAGGUACUGGAAUGAUGGGGGUAAGGAAAUGGAGGACAAGUUUAAAUUUGCUGUUCUUGCCAAAGAAGCUAGGGUCAAUGGAGUUUUCCCAGUGAUGGUCUUUCUUGAAAGUCAAAUGCAUCCUCCGGAGAUAGUGCAUAACAGAUUUCUUGAGGUCCCCGAAGGUUCCAGUGCCACAAUCACCAAGGGACAUCUACAUGUAGUCCAUCCAGCUGCUCUGCCCAAAAACAUUGUGUUCACUAUUGAAACUCUUCCAUCACAUGGAGAUCUCAAGAUUAAAGGUAGAACUGUUCGAAACCUGGCCCAAGCAAGAUUUUCACAAUCUGAUAUUGAUUCUGGGCUUGUUGCCUAUGCCCCUAGAGAAGUAAAUUUCUUGACUGAUAAAAUUGUAUUUGAGGUCACCAAUGGUAUUCAAACAUUAAGUAAUUUGGAAUUCUUCAUAGAAAUUGUACCAGCACAUCUCCCUCUGAUUGCUAAAAACCUUACAGUAAUCGAAGGUGCGAGAAUUCAACUGACAAACAAAAUGAUAAGUGUGAAAGGCCGAUACUUCAUGGGAAAAGAAAUCAUCUACAAAAUUGUAGUUCAACCUUUGCACGGAUGGAUUGAUUCAAAUGACAGGGAAGGGACACGUAUAAACAGGUUUACAUCUUCAGACCUUGCCAACAACAAGGUCUCCUAUGAACACGACAAUGAUGAAAGCCUGACAGAUUCAUUCUCAAUGAUUGCUCAGAUGGCUGACAACAGCAAGAGAAGCCUUCAGCAGGCAGUGUAUGUGAAUGUGAUUCCUAUCAAUGACAAGCCACCCCGUGUGGUGGUGAACAAGGUCCUGGAAGUGUGGAAGGGCUCGACUACAGUCAUGAGCAACCGCAGUCUUCUUGCUGAGGAUCCAGACUCCCCAGUCUCGGAGAUCACGUUCAUGGUGUCUGAUGUCUACAGUGGCCAUGUGGCGUACAUUAAUGACUCUUCACUUUCCAUUAAAGAGUUUACUCAAGAAGAAGUUGAUAAAGGACUUGUUGUUUUUGUUGAAACAGGUGAGGAUGAUGGUGGCUUCAUGUUCCAGGCUACAGAUGGUACUAACCUGGACACUACCCAUCAGUUCAGGAUCAAGACCAAACCACUUAUACUCACAAUGCAGGUGAAAAAUGACCUGCAAGUUUUCCCCAACACUAUGCAUCCUAUUACUGCAGACGUCUUGUAUGCUGUCACCAGUGACAAAAACUUUAAGAGCAUUAUGUUCAGCAUUACAUCGCCGCCUCAGAAGGGAGAAAUUGUCAACUUGGUCAGUGGACGGCCUCAGAGAGUGUCCUCGUUCAGUCAGGAGGACAUUGAAAGGAAGAGGAUAUUCUACAAGCAUGCUGGUUACAUCUCUGGGUGGUCCGACUCUGAUCAGUUCAGGUUUAAUGUAUCCACAGCUUAUGCUCAGCCUCUUCCUGAAGCAAUGAGAGUUGACAUUUCUUACGGGAAUAUCAACACAGGUAAUGAGAAUACAUUGCUGAGAGUGUCCAGAGCUGUGGUGGAUGAAGGUAAGGAAGUGGCACUUAGAAAGGAAAAUUUGGACCUGACAGAGUUGGAGAUGAGACUGAGACAGUUUGGCAGAGGCCUCAGUGUUGAUUACGUCCUGAUGAGUUUACCAAGACACGGUGUGCUUUAUGAACAUAGGAGGGAGCUGCAGCUCUUUGAAACUUUCAGUCAGUCUGUAUUGAACCAAGGCUUGAUAAGAUACAAGCAUGAUGAUUCAGACACUACUGAAGAUUCCUUUGAGUAUGCUGUGAGGAUUCAGAAACCUCUAGGCUCUGUUAGCCUUGCAGAUAGUUAUGUUACCAACUUUACAAUAACUAUCAAUCCUAUCAAUGACCAACCGUUUAAAUUAGUGACAAGAAAUCCACAUGUAAGAGUGGUACAGGGAGAUUCAAACAACAUCACAGGAGAAAAUCUGAAAACAACUGACCUUGACACACCACCAGAUGGCAUUGUGUACAAUAUUGUUACUGGACCUCAAAAUGGCAAGCUGAUUUUCUGGGACUUUCCCAACAUUAAAAUCACAACCUUCACGCAAGCUGACUUGGACAAGGGAAGAUUGCUGUUUCAACAUGAUGGCUCCAAACAACCAGGAGCCUUUUAUUUUAAAGUUUCUGAUGGAAAGUUUUCACCUUAUUACAAGAUUUUCAACAUCCAUGUUAUUCCACUGAAGAUUGAGGUUCUUUCAAACAAGCCUGUGGAACUGGUACAGUCACAUUCAUCUGUGUAUGUCACCACUAAAUACUUCAAUAUCACAACCAAUGGCCAUGUGGACAACAUUUGGUAUGAGAUUACAAAAGGGCCAGAAUAUGGCAAAAUAUACUUUCAGGAUAGUGGCACCAAGACAUUUUCACAGGCAGAUUUAGACAAGAAUGUCAUUCUCUACAUCCAGAAGGACAUGACCGCAGGGGCUGACUUUUUCAUGUUUGAUCUCUACACAAAAAAUAUUGAUUUCCGUUUGCGUGAUCAGCGAAUUGACAUCACAGUAAUUCCUCUGAUUAAACAAGGGCCUUUUGAAGCUCCUGCAGGCUCUACAACAGCAAUAACUGUGUUCAGUCUGGAUGCUAGUGAACUUGCUAACAUAACCGGGGGUAACGCAACAUUUGAUGUUUCAGACCCUCCAAAACAUGGCAGUAUUGUGAGGACAAAAAGCAGAGGAAGGAGAGCCUUAAAUUCAGAUGAUUAUGCUGAGGUGGAUUCAUUUACCCAUGAGGAUGUCAUUUAUACAAAGGUGUAUUACGUUGCUGACGUACCGUAUGAUCCGAAUGUCAGAAGUGAUAACUUCAGCUACAGUUUGCGAGCUGCCGGCGUUCAGCCUGCAGAAGGAGUGUUUUCUGUUCGGCUUGAGCCCCCUGAACCUGAAGCCGUGACUAAAACGCCCUUCCGACCACAUGUGACACCAAGAUAUAGGGAUCGAGACCCAGGAGGUGGUGGUGCAAUCCCACCAGAUGAAGAUGAGGAACCUUCAACAGAUAAUUCAGAAAAGGAGUCCGACCCAACCUCGAAGGAAGCUAAGAAUCCUAACAUAAGCAAUGACUACAUUAUUGUGGCAGUGGUAGUGAGCUUAGUAUUACUCAUUGUAAUUAUAGCUGUUGUAAUUGUGUUGCUGUUGAGGUGGAAGAGAAGGCGGGAUAUGGUCCGAGAGGAGACCAAGACUCGACCUAAGCCUCGGCCGUAUAUCAGUGGCCCACUACAGCUGGAGCAGCCCCAUGUUCACAUUGAGCCUCAAGUGGAAUCAGUCCCUGGAGGGUAUGACCAAGCUGUGACCACAGGACACAAUGCUGCUAGUAACAUCCCAGUCAUUAAUGUAUCACACGGACAGGACUUCCAAGACAAAAAUGUGUCCUCUCCUCCAAGGUCACCAGAUCUGAGUCGACAGGAGGUCAGUAAGACUGUGCCUGCAUGUAAGGUUACACCUUUGAUUGAGAUCCCUGAGUCCACCACAGAGGAUGCCAGUGCAGAAGAUAGUCUCAAAUCUACAAGUGGUGAAUUGUUUAACUUUGACUGGAACUUGAUGGAUCCUGACCUGCUUCAACACUGUAGGACAACUACUCCAGUAUUAAGAAAGAAUCAGUAUUGGGUGUAAUGGUAGAAUUCACAAUCAUGUCUGCUAGUCACAAAAGGGUUUAUUUGUCAGCGGCAUUAUUGAAGUGAUCGCAGAUAUAGGAGAAUGCAUAUUUUGUUGUGAAAUAAUCAGGGUCAAAUUUGGUGAUCUCGGAUUAGUGGACUUGCCCUUCUUUGGAACUCUGCAGUGCAUUGUUUUCUUGGAACUGCUGCAGACUUGAUGAUUGGUUGAUGGAUAAAGUGAUGAAGUGUGACAAAAAGCACAAAAAUAUAAAUUGGUCGCCAUGGUAACCAGGAUGAUGACAGUUACAGUUUUAUAGAUCUGAGUUCAAGCAUCACAAAGGAUUGUUUGUGUGGUAGUUUGAGUCUGUAAGGAACAGAACUGACAAGUGAAGAUUUGAAGAUUAAUCAUGUUACAAUAAAAAAGACUGACUUCUCGAAACUUCUCCACUAGUCUCAGUAACCAUAGCAAUGUUAGUGUGCCUCCUAGUGAUAGGUCUGUGCAGAUUUCAACAGUUUUUUGAUGCAAUAUAUUCACAUUUUGGAGUUACGAUUUGUGUAAUCAUCAUCUAGUGUUUAGCUUCCUGAUCAACUUCUGUAAAGUUGCAGUCAUCUAUUGUUUGUCUUAUGCCAGAGUUGUCAAACUUGCCAAUGGUGUGUGUAUACAUUCCAUAUGUAUCACAUGAUUGAAUGUUGACAUAAAUAUGUUUAAAAAAAAAAUACCAGUAAUCAUUGUAAUAAUCAUUGUAAUAUAAUAAUAGCCUUCUUUUGUAAAGUGCAAGAACAGUGGACAUUUCAUCUGUUCAACCUUCAGUCAUCAUAAAAAGUUUAAUAAUACUGUUGGUACAAGCCCUCAUGCAAACAAUGUGCUUCAUUUUAUUAUUGUUGAAAUAUCUUUGGAAUUUGCAGUAUGUGACUUUAGCCUGAAUCCGUUAUCUUUAGUAAUCUCAGCUGAUAUUAGUCUACAUUAUAGCACAACAAUCUACAGCAAAUGAUCUUAAGAGCCAAGCUUUGGUUAGUGAAUGUAUUUGGCACAGACUGGAUAUCUGCUGCCAGGUAGGUAGAUCUGUAGAAUACAGCACUGUUUUCAUCAUGUGACAAAUAGUGAACAGACAAUUUGGUGUUAAUCAAUCCCUUUACACAACAGACAGCCUUUGCCCUGUUGAUAGGCAGACAGGUUUAUAUUGCUUCUGUAGAGGUAUACCUACUUCCGAUAUUUAAUAUGAUGUUUAUUAUACACAUGUUAUAUAAUUGCAAUGUAGUUAAGUUUUGUAAUCAAUUAAAAGCCAUUGAGAUUGAGUCCACACUCUUUCUAUUUUGUGGUCAGUGGUUCAAUGAAACAGAUGAGUAGAAGGUGAAAUCAGAACGAAUAUUUGUUUAUAUGAAAAUAGUGGCAUUUUGUGUGAGGGAAAACAAUGAAAUUAUUUUUGAAUGUUUUCAGCUGUGUAAUGUUUAAGUUUGUCAAAUUGAAACCUUGAAAAAAUGCUGGAUAUAAUGUUUGGUGUAUUAACUUGUAGAUUACAUUAAAAGUAGUAUUUGCAAAGAGGGACAUGUUUUUGAACAAUUCUGUUUUAGUUUGCAAAUAAUGCUCUUUAUAUUCUUUUGGAUAUUUUAUUACAUGCACUGAAAGCAGACUGUUUUAAGGUCAAUUACUUCCUGUUACUAUUGGCAACCAGACAUGUUGCAGGAGUACCUUAUUCAGCGGAAUGGUGCCAACAUUUUACAGUUUCAUCUUUUGAAUGUUUUAAAUGAGCAAGGGUAUAUUUUAAGCUCAAACCCUCCAAAACCAAGUGACCAACUGUCUCGCAACAUUAUCAACUCAUUGAAUGGCUUAUGGCACUUUAAGGAUAUGUACAUGGUAAGGCAAACAUGUCAUUACUGGCACAUCCAGCAUGUUACAACCUUUGUAUUCAACAUGUGUGACAAAAUGGUUUGUUGACGUGUCCACUUGGUUUGUAUUGUUUUUCUUGCUGUGGCUUCAUCGUACUAUUGCAAGACAGAAUCAUGCCAGGAUCUGGAUGAUUGACGCCAGUAUUUUCAAGUCUUACAUUUUGUUGGACCAACUGACAUUUUUCAUUAAUGUAUGUAAGAUCUUAUGUUUAGUGGUGUAACUUUGCUUUAUAUUUGUCUAUUGGCAAGGGAAUGAGUGUUAUGCAAAAUGGACAUAAUUGUGUUACUCAUUGAUGGGAAUGAAUUGUUUCUUGUUACCAUGGUCACCAUGUUCAAGGUAUUCAGCACCUUUGCUGCUUUGUAGAUUGACGAGUUUGUGUUUAGAGAUGUAUAUUCAAUGAUUGUAACAUUUACAAAAGCACAAUCAUGAUUGUAAGGCUUUACUGUCUUAUCAGAGCUACAGUGGUCUUCAUCCAACUUGGCCAAAACUUAGAUUUAAUAAAUCAAGAUAAAGGGUACACACUUAGUUAAUGACACUAUUUGCAUUUACUCAUGGAAUACUAAAUGAACUACCGGAAAAUUGUUAUAAACAUGAGUAUUUGAUACAUCAUAUUAAAUUUAAUAUUUUGCCUAAAUUCCUUUUCUGAGAAUUUAAAGACUUCAGGAUUUGAAACAUUAUCUUUUUCUUGAUGUUUGAGACUGCUAUUUUUGUUAAAAGUUCAGAACAACGCAAAUGAGCAUUCUUUACAGUCACUUUCAGUGUGUAGCACAUUGCAUUUUCACUUUGUGAUUGUACAUACUGAUGAAUGGUACUAAUGCGGUUAGAUCUGUGCUGAAAGCAGUCUCAGAACAUAUUGCAUAGGUGUGAUGGUACAUAGUCUGCAUCUGUGUGUAGUUAUUGAUGUGAACCAGCAGAGGUUGUGUGAGCAGUAAUCUACACUGAAAUACCAGGACCCAAUUUGUGUUUAGACAACUUCAACAUGUCAAUGCUCUUAUGUCACACAACAAUCUUGCACACUGAUUCUACUUCCGAAAUGUUGGUUAUUAGAUCUAUACAUAUGCAGAGUCUGUCACAUCCGUAAAACUUAAGGAAUUGGGUUCUGUUGAUUAAGUGCUAUGGAAGAUCACUGGAUCCCCUUUAAUUUUGAGGAAUUUUUAAAAGUUAUGUUUUGUGUGUAUUCUGGGUGUUGGAUAUCAGUUGCAGAAAGUCCUUAAUUUUGGUUUAAUGUGCAUGUCAUGAUACAUAUAACAUGCUUCCACAUUGGAAGGAACCUUACUUCUACAUUGGAUAGAUUCUUUGUACUGACUACAUGGCCAGAUGUACAACAAGGCUGUUGAAGGGCACCUGCUAAUGUCUGUAGACAUUAGAGAUGAGGAUAGGCUGAUAACACUUGGCUGUCUCAGAAGGGUCCAGCCCUCCUAAUGCUUGUAAACGUCUUGAUGCAAGCCACAUGAGGCUUUGCCAGGAUCCCACCCUGCUAAAUCUUGAUACCAGCCACACAUGAGGCUUUGCCAGGAUCCAGCCGUGCUAAAUCUUGAUACCAGCCACACAUGAGGCUUUGCCAGGAUCCAGCCCUGCUAAAUCUUGAUACCAGCCACACAUGAGGCUUUGCCAGGAUCCAGCCCUGCUAAUGCAUUUAACUUGUAAUGGCAAUAUGCCAUGUUUAGCUAGGAUUCAGUCCUUGCAGUAGUUUGUAGAUAUUUAACAUUUACCUGCUAAUGUUUACAACACCAUGUUUGGGCCUGUAUUUCACUGAUAUGUCUGGAAGUUGUCACAAUUAUAAACUCAAUCUGCCUCUGUCUGAAGCUAGAUUCUGGUAAUAUAUAUUUUUGUGCUGUAAGAUCACUGUUGAAAGUCAGUAUACUGAGGCUGAAAUCUACAGAAAAUAAUUACUCAAUAUAAGUUCCAACUUGAAGACUAAAAUAUAUUUGGUGCAGACUCUGAGCUGGUCUUUUACAGUGCACAGUCGAGUCCUUGAAUUAACAAAACCAAUAGUUUUACAACUUGAUGGCACUCAGCAUUUGCUUUGUCUCAUUUAUUGCAAUGAACACCAAUAUACCUCAAAGGGUAUUCCAAUAUGUUAAUUAUUUUAUUUACCUAAAAGUUUAAUAGAAAGUCUGGCAUGAAUAAUGGCUAUUGGCCGAGUCAUGUUACUGUAAAAACCCCGGGGUUUGUAUCAGGAGCAAACAGCAAACAGAUUGUGUACCAGUGACAUACAGCUGGACAAGAAUGUCUCUGUGGUAACCACAGAGUUACCACCCUUGGCCAAGCCAGGAUCCACAGGUUUAGAAAUCCAGAUUGAACCAAAUAUCAUAGCUGCUUUCACCGAACUGUUAGGUUAUCACUAAAUCCCAUAAUGUUGGCAUAGUAUUAUCAAAGUGGGUUUUACUUCACCCAUCUGAAUACCAUAUGGUCUUGUUUCCGUUCAGUGAAUGACCCAACACUCAGAUAUAACACUCAUCAGUGCAGGGUCACAAAGGUCUUAAACUAAUAUAUAAUUGUUUUCGUAUUUGAGGAUGCUCCCAGACUUUUUUGUUAAAGCAAGAGACAAACCAUGGUCAAUACUUCAGUCGUGUACUCAAUAUGUGAACCAAUCACCUCGUGCGUAAGGUUUAUAUGCUGGGCAGUGUAAAUACAUGUUGGUUUUUCAGUCCAGAAAAUAUUAGUUAUGGAAAUCAAAUAAACUCGACUGUUGCCUGAUAUUGAAGCAAUGUGUACAGUAGCUGGCUGCAUGGCACAUGCUGCAUGAGGAAUAUUGCACUUUGUGCAAUGUUAUUUUGCUCUUUGUUUCCUGAAGGGGUGGUGGGGUAGCCUAGUGGUUAAAGCGUUGGCUCGUCAUGCCGAAGACCCGGGUUCGAAUCCCCACAUGGGUACAAUGUGUGAAGCUCAUUUCUGGUGACCCCUGCCGUGAUGUUGCUGGAAUAUUGCUAAAAGCAGCGUAAAACCAAACUCAGUCAGUCAGUCAGUCUUUGUUUCCUCCUUGGUGGAACCAGGACCUAGCUUCAUUCAUUGGUUAUAAAUAGUGAUUACACUCCUGCCAAUGAAGACACACAAAGACACUGAAAUGAUUAUUAGUUCUGUACUGGAAGGAAUAUAACGCCAUGUUGAUACCAAGGUCCAGGUUGGAACUAUAUGUUUGUUUAACGAAGGGCGCAUUACAUCAAGAAGACACAUUUGUCUGGGUUUUUAUGUACUUAUUUUGAUAAAACAUUAAAAUUGAAGUGUAUAGAUUGUACCACUAUUGAGAAACAAAUGCAUUCUUGUGAGCAUUAUGAUCAAAAUGUGUUUGACAUGUGUUAAACAUUGAGGUCAGUUGUUGGGUGAAUGGGACGAAUGUAUGCCCAAAGUGAAUACAUACCAAAAAUUAGAUUGUCUGGUCCAGACUUACUUUUUGGGUAAUAAAUAAUAAGAUUGACGUUUUAUUGUUGGUAUGCCACUGAGUGCAGCGUUUAACAUCUAACAAUCACAUAAAACCAGUAUUCUGUUUUGAAAUGUUUUCGAAGAAAAUGAUAUGGGGAAAUAGGAGUCAUUUACCAGAUAGUUAAGGUAUGAAUAGACUUACAUUUUAUGGUAUGAAUUUGUUUUGGGCAUGAGUUCACUGCCUGCCUUUUAUCUUGUUUGUAGUUAUAACCUGCCUUUGAAUACUCAUCUAUUUGUUGACUUUUGUGAACAAUUUGUAUAGCACAUUAGUUUCAUAGUGCUUUUUAUCAUCUUUUGUGGAAUAUGCUGUAUUGAUGCACUGGAGGAAUUAUUUUGGUGUUAAUUAUUCUGUGAGUAAAUCUUAGCAGAACAUGUUUAUAAAUUAGACAUGGUGAAUUUGACGGUACUUGUGCUACCAUUUUUCUAAUUUGUAAAAAGAGUACAUAUAUUGUUGAACUUCUAUCGUACUAUUGUGGGUUACUGUGAGUGACCAAUCAUGUACAGAUUGCCAAAAUAAUUGGAUUUACACAUUGGUGUUUAUAUGAACACACUUUGGUUCUUUUUCUCUUUACAUUUCUUGUGUAAAAUUGAAGUUUUAAGGGAGAAACAAAAAGAAUUUGUCAUUAGCUUAUUUUUGAACAUUCACACCGUUGAUUGAACAGAAUUGUAUAUUGCAUAGGUUUUUGAUGGUGAAUGCAAAACAACAGUUUGACUUGUAGAUAUGAGCUCUGUAAGUACUAGAUAUUGUAUGACGUUAUCAGUGUCUUGUAUUUGUCAUAAAGCAAGAACAAAUAGUGCUGACUGCAUUGCUUCAUAAUGCUGCUUGGAAUACAGGUUUCAACACCAGCUAAUGUUUCAGUGAAGAAUAAGAUGUUUUUGUUAAAUGUGUGUCUGUCCAUUGAAUGAGGUCAUAUCACACAAACUAAGGAACGGUUAACAAAAUUGUCUUCAUUUGUGUGUGAACCAUGCACAUUUGAAUGCUAUAUUUGCUUUCUGUACUUCUGCUGUUUUGACUAAUGUUGACGGUUGCCUCAUGUGUCGCCACUAAUUUUCAGUAUAAUUCAGUUUGAUAACAUGCAUGAACUCAGCCAUGUGUUAAACAUUAGCUACUCACAACAUUUGCUCUCAUCCAUCUGCUUCAUAUUCUGAAUUGUGAAACAAAUAUUAUUUUUUCCAUUAUAUUCACAAACGAUUAGUGCUUUUCAAGGACAGGAACAAUGACAAACAUAUUAGACCACUUACUGGUCUUUCAAACAAGAGCAAAUUGUUGAACAGUAUGCUAUGCCAUAAUAAUAUUAUUUCUUGUGUGACAAAAUUAAUGCAUUAACAUUAUAGUUUUAGUACAAGAUAAUGCUUUGUGCUUCGAUACAAGGACAGUAGGUAAGGUCAUGUAUCAAUACAAAACUGUACAAGUGUGUGUAUAUGAGGACCAGUUCAACAGAAUGAAAAUGAAUUUUAUAAUACUAUUGACAUUAUGUACAGUUGCAUGGUAAAGUUUGAGCCUCUUUUGAUUCCCUGUGUUGUCUGAACAUUAACAAAGGAUAACAAUAUAUAGAUGAACAACUUCUUUAUUGCAGUGAGAGCGACGUUUCGGUGUAGGUUCUAACACUGUUAUCAAGCAAGUCACUUGCAAUAAAGUUGUUCAUCUGUAUAUUGUUAUCCUUCCUUACUGCUCCAACUUCUAAAAGUUGGCUGAACAUGUCUCCUAAUCAUGGCAUGUUGCCUACAGUGUUGCAGAUCAUGAUGACCUUACUGUCAGGGCAACAUUUGCCAGUUAACAUAUCACAACAAAGUGCAUUGUUACAGCUCAAAUUUAAAUCUUUCUUUCGUUCUUUUGCCUAAACCAAAUUCAAGUCAGGAUCACUGAUCAUAAACAUGUUAACAUACUGUCUCAUUCUGGUUGGAGUUACAUGCCCUUACCCUGCACAAAGUCCAAUAGGGAUAUGGGCCAGCCACCAGAUUCACAUUGUAUAGGUAACAGACAAGGAGGAAUCUUUUGGCCUGAGAGGUAUCCUCACAGUGUGCAUACUAGUGCAUCCUUAAACAUUAUAACACUAUUUCAGGAGUUGUUAGAAACAUUUACAUAUCGGCAUGCAAUGUAGGUUUGAUAGAUAGAAUUAGCUGAGCUAGUCAGUAGUUAAAUACCUCAUUGUGGAUAUCUUAAGAUGUCACAAUAUGUGUCAAGUAUGUAUUUUAGCUAAUAGCUGGGUAUUUGUUGAAAACAUUUCUGAUAUGAAUAACUUUAUUGUAGUUGCAAUAUGAGCAUAAUGUUGGCUCUUUUUUCAUACUGCAUAAUUUCACAAGUGAUAUUAGCUAACCUCAUUUUUGUGUGUGAUUUUGAAUCAAUUAUUGCAUACUUAGUACAACUUGCAUAUGAUGUACCCCUGGACAUGAAUAAACCUACUUAAUGAUAAAA
Molecule: messenger RNA, 15090 nt
Organism: Haliotis rubra (blacklip abalone)
Lineage: Eukaryota; Metazoa; Mollusca; Gastropoda; Lepetellida; Haliotidae
Product: chondroitin sulfate proteoglycan 4-like
Source: RefSeq, a predicted model, not a curated record